This is a messenger RNA of Vitis vinifera (wine grape), 2255 nucleotides long. Its product is annotated as protein VAPYRIN-LIKE. Lineage: Eukaryota; Viridiplantae; Streptophyta; Magnoliopsida; Vitales; Vitaceae. The coding region runs from base 489 to 2018 and encodes 509 amino acids. Gene Ontology annotation, molecular function: protein binding. The record is from RefSeq and is a predicted model, not a curated record. The transcript has a single exon.
UUUCUCAUGUAGUCUCAAAAGUUUUCCCCUAUGUUUUGAUACAAAUGGUUCAUCCACAACCAUCUUUUAUAUUUGGUGCUAAGACUGAUUCUAAGGUCAAUAGGGCAUCCCACAUUGAAUUCACAAGAAUUAAUCCAGAGAUGACAAGUUGAAGUUUUCUUGUUCUAUUAUGGUUUCUGCUAAGACUAGUCUUGCUUUGUAUCUGUGCCUAACUAUUUGACCCUGUAAAUGCAAAACUCAUAUGAGGGAUUCAACCACACUACAUAUGUAGAAGGAAAGAUUAGAUCAAAUCAAACACAAAAUCAAAAUCAAAUCAAACAACAGUUGGUCAAGAAAUUGAGGUUGUUAACUUGCCUCUAACUGUGGAGCACUUCAUAUUCAAAGUUUCAUACACGGGAAAGAUGACCCUCUCUUGCUUGGUCUCAUUCCAAAAGUCUCCAUCUCUCUUCUACAACUGAAAUGAUUAAAUUAAUAAAAAAAAAAACAAAAUGAUAAUUAAAUACACAGGAAUUAUUAAAAAUGGAGAGGAAACAAAAAUACCCCACAGCUUUAUUCAUCAUCUUCUUCACAGAAACCCUAGUACUUUCAAGAUCACCACCAUGGACAGACUGGUGAAACCUGAUGUAAAAGAAGUAGAAAUAAUCUUCAAGAGAGGCCAAAAGUGCAACACCACCUUCAGAUUAACCAAUCUUAUGCACACCAUGUCUGUAGCUGUGUCUCUAACCACCACAAACCCAUCUCUCUUCUCUUUCCCUCAACCCUUCUCCAUACUUCCACCGCUGUCAUCUUCACCCAUCACUCUCCUCCUCUCUCAGCCCUCUGAUCACCCACCGCUGUCCUCCCCGAACGACACCCUUUUGGUCCGGACAGCCAUGCUCCCGACCGGCAAGGCCCAUCUGGAUGAUCUCCGCCGUCUGUUCUCCAAGCCUGGACCCCACGUCUUCAAGGACGCGGCCAUACCCAUCUUCCUUGUGGGCCCGCAUGUAGUUGAUUUCCUCCUCCUCCCUCAUCCCAAAACCCUAGAAAUCGCUUUUCUUCUUUCCAAGGCUAUUUCUGGGUGUAACGGGUCUCAGCUGACAUCGUUGCUGAGAUCUGCUGUGGUCGCUGGAAAUGCAGAUCUUGUUGAGGCACUGAUCGAUGCCGGUGGAGAUGUGAAUUCUAAAGAUUCAGAUGGACGGUCCAUGAUGGGCUUAGCAAUUCGGGGUGGGAACAUCGAUGUUAUUAGGCUUUUGAUAAUUUCGGAUUGCAGAAUUGAUAAUCCGGUUGAUUUGGUAUUGCACGAAGCGGCGGCAAUAAACAGGGUUGAUCUGAUGGAGGUUUUGUGUAAAGGGUACGCAGAAAUUGGCGUGAAUUCUGCUGAUUCCGAUGGCCGGAGUCCACUCCAUGUCGCAGCUGCUCAUGGGCAUGUGGAGGUUCUCCGGUUCUGCUUGUCUGCCGGAGGGACUUCCGAUGCUGUGGACUGUAAUGGGUGGACUCCGCUUCACUGUGCUGCGGCGGAGGGCCAUGGCGAGGCUGCUGAGUUCUUGCUGGAAAGCUCAUGGUAUAUGAAGUAUGUAGUAAACAAAGAAGGCAAGACAGCUUUUGAUCUAGCCAUAGAAAAAGGGCAUGUAAAUGGGCAUUUGCUUGAUUUGCUACGGUUGGGUGAUGUGUUGCAGAGAGCAGCAAGGGUGGAUGAUGUUCAUGGGAUGAAGAGUUGCCUUGCAGAAGGGGCUACUGUAAAUGGGCGUGAUCAGAAUGGAUGGACUCCAUUACAUAGAGCUGCUUUCAAGGGUAGGCUUGAGAGUGUGAAGCUCUUGCUCAGUCAUGGAGCCCAGGUUGAUCUUGUUGAUGAUGCUGGCUACACCCCACUACAUUGUGCAGUUGAAACAGGGCAUGUCCAGGUUGCUCUGUGUCUGAUAGCUCAUGGGGCUAGAGCAACUGUGAAGAGUCUCAAAGGUGUGGCUUCUUUCAACUUUGAUUGUUUCAAGAACCAUCCUUCACUUGUUCUUCCUGUGCAUAGAGAGAAGGAACAAGCUUGAAUGGAAAAAAGAGGAUUCUGUUUGUUGGAUUUCUGUGUUGUAUUCUGCAAUCUGUAUAUAUUUUUGUGAUUCUGCAAGGUUGGGACUUGGGAGAGGGAGAGAUUGGCUUGUGAUCCGCUCUCAGUCAUAUUGUAUAACUGAUUCUGAGAAGAUGGACUGAUCCUUCGAGUUAGACUCUCAUGUAACACGGGGAUUAAGAUUUAUCAAUCCAUAAAAUCCAUUGAGAUUUUGUUUUGA